Molecule: messenger RNA, 728 nt
Organism: Owenia fusiformis
Lineage: Eukaryota; Metazoa; Annelida; Polychaeta; Sabellida; Oweniidae
Source: the annotation of a GenBank genome assembly
AAGGAAGCAAGGAAGGAAUGAAGCGACAAAAGAACAACGCAAGGAAAGAAUGAAGGAAACGAGGAAGCAAGGAAGGAGGAAAGAAGGAAGUGAGGAAGGGAGGAAGCAAGGAAGGGAGGAUGCAAGUGAGGAAGGAAGGAAUCGAGGAAGCAAGGAAAGAAGAAAGCGAGGAAGCAAGGAAGGAGGAGAGAAGGAAACGAGGGAGGAAGCGAGGAAACAAGGAAGGAAUGAAGCCAAAAAGGAAGGAAGUGUGGAAAGAACGAAGGAAUCGAGGAUGCAAAGAAGGAGGAAAAAAGGAAGCGAGGAAGGAAGGAAGCAAGGAAUGAAGGAGGGAAGUGAGGAAGUAAGGAAGCGAGGAAGGAAGGAAAGAAGGAAGCGAGGAAGCAAGAAAGAAAGCAAGCGAGGGAGCAUGGAAGGAAGGAAUGAAGCAAGGAAGGAAGGAGGAAAGGAAGUGAGGAAGAAAUUUAUGAAGAAAGCGAGGAAACAAAGAAGGAGGAAAGAAGGGAGCAAGGAAGGAAAAAAGCAUGGAAGGAAAGAGGGAAGCGAGGAAGGAAGGAAGCGAGGAAGGAAGGAAGCGAGGAAGCAAGGUAGGAAGGAAGCGAGGAAGGAAAGAUGCGAGGACGGAAGGAAGCGAGGAAGCAAGCGAGGGAGGUAAGUUGCGAGGAAGGAAGGAAGCAAAGAAGGAAGGAAGCAAGAAAAGAAGAGGCGAGGAAGAAAGGAAGGUAUGA